CUUUCAAUAAAUUAUUUUCAGGAACUUAUUUCCAGGGUCACACAGUUACAAGCUCAUGUUCAGCAACUUAAAAAUAUUAUUGCAAAGCAGAAAACACAAGAGUCCAAAACUGUGAAUAAUAAACCAGUAAAAUCAUUUGAUUUCAAGAGGUACAAAAAGAGACAUGUUGCAUUAAAGUUGUUAUACUUAGGCUGGGACUACCAAGGUUUUGCUGCACAAGAAGACACAAAUAGAACAGUUGAAACACAGCUUUUCAAUGCUUUGAUGAAAACAAGGCUUAUAGAGUUACGAGAAACUUCAAAUUAUCAUAGAUGUGGCCGCACGGAUAAGGGUGUUUCUGCAUUUAGCCAGGUGAUCUCUCUCGAUUUAAGAUCCAAUUGUCUUGAAGGUAAAGGCAUUUUUGAACCAGAUGGCUAUGUUGAAGGACAUAAAACAGGUGAAUAAUUAGCAAAACUGUAAAAUUUAUGUAAAAAUAUUGUUUUCUAGACAAAUUGGAAUAUAAAUUUGCAUAGUAAGGAAUGUAAGGAAAGACUUGAACUAACCAUAUGAAUCCAUAUGUUUUUGAUCUGUUACAUAUACAUGACUAGGUGUUGAAAGACUUUGUAGCAUGGGAGAUGUACAUGUAACUAUAGUAGUUACUUAAUUUAUGUAUAUAAUUUAUAAAACAGCAACAUUUUGAUCAAAAGACCUGGUGUAGAACAGUCGUGCAAAUUUUAAUUUUCACUAGCUAAUGCAAUUUACUAGUUUCAUACUUGCAUUAAUGCAAGAGAAAUUGAUAUGUAAGUCAGUUAUUUUUUGUUUUAUUAGAAAAUUCUAUUUGAGCUACAACAGAGAGAGAAAUUAGUAACAAAUUCAUUUUAAUAUCAAUUUGCAAUUAAUUUUGCAACCAAGGUUAACAAGUAUUAAACUGACAUUAAUAAAAAUUGU
Molecule: messenger RNA, 927 nt
Organism: Limulus polyphemus (Atlantic horseshoe crab)
Lineage: Eukaryota; Metazoa; Arthropoda; Merostomata; Xiphosura; Limulidae
Product: tRNA pseudouridine(38/39) synthase-like
Exons: 3
Biological process (GO): mRNA pseudouridine synthesis; tRNA pseudouridine synthesis
Cellular component (GO): cytoplasm; nucleus
Molecular function (GO): RNA binding; pseudouridine synthase activity
Source: RefSeq, a predicted model, not a curated record